Molecule: messenger RNA, 567 nt
Organism: Nerophis lumbriciformis (worm pipefish)
Lineage: Eukaryota; Metazoa; Chordata; Actinopteri; Syngnathiformes; Syngnathidae
Source: RefSeq, a predicted model, not a curated record
AUGUUAUUUUCCGGGGUGGCUUCAUGGACAUUGCUCGCGGCUGCGGCGGUGUUCGCGCUGCUUCUGGAUGCUGCGGUCAUUGCUGAUGCGAAGAACUUUGAAGACGUUCGCUGCAAGUGCAUCUGCCCGCCUUACAGAAACAUCACUGGCAAUAUCUACAACAGAAAUGUCUCCCAAAAGGACUGCAACUGUCUCCAUGUGGUGGAUCCCAUGCCGGUACCUGGCCACGAUGUGGAAGCGUACUGCCUGCUGUGCGAGUGCAAGUACGAGGAGCGGAGUAGCAAUACUAUCAAAGUGACGAUUAUCAUCUACCUGUCUGUUGUUGGCGCGCUGCUGCUCUACAUGCUCUUCCUCCUAUUGGUCGAUCCCCUCAUCCGCAAGCAUGAUGCUUACACCCAGCCUCUGCACAACGAGGAAGAUUCUGAGGAGAUGCGUCCACGGCUGGACAGCAGCCAGGCCAGAGGAAAUACAGUGCUGGAGCGGGUUGAAGGGGCGCAGCAGCGCUGGAAGAAGCAGGUCCAGGAACAGCGCAAGACUGUUUUCGACCGCCAUAAGUUGCUUAGUUAA